Exophiala dermatitidis NIH/UT8656 is the source of this 1377-nucleotide messenger RNA. RefSeq lists its product as uncharacterized. NCBI's taxonomy places the organism in Eukaryota, Fungi, Ascomycota, Eurotiomycetes, Chaetothyriales, Herpotrichiellaceae. The transcript is spliced from 3 exons. The coding region runs from base 1 to 1377 and encodes 458 amino acids. Gene Ontology annotation, molecular function: DNA-binding transcription factor activity. Gene Ontology annotation, biological process: regulation of DNA-templated transcription. The record is from RefSeq and is a predicted model, not a curated record.
AUGCAAGAACCCAACCCCAAAACAACCGGUGCCAGCAAGCCCCGGAGGCGCGAUACGGAUGAAAGUCGAGCCGAAAGGAAGAGGAUCCAGGAUCGUCUGGCGCAACGAGCGACAAGGGAGAGAACCAAGAAUCGUAUCGCCUACCUCGAGCAGCGCCUUAGCAGUUUGGAAGCUGGUGAUAAGCAAGGGGAAAUUGCCAGCCUGACUCGUAUCGUCGACGAUCUACGAACCGACAACAACCGUCUCCGUACUGCUUUGGUCAAGCUGCGCACCACCAUUGACCAGACUCUAUCUGCUACUGAGGGCCAGGCUGGCGCCCAACCUACCACUAAGCCAUGCGGUUGCAGCGAACUAUCCCACUGUGUCUGCACACAGACAGCAUAUGGCCCGUCAACUCCCACCGCAUUCCAGGAGCGGAUGUCGGCCAACCCAGGCAAUCAUCAUCGUCAUGCUUCAGACUCGACGGGUUCCACGGAGAUGGCGGCCAUCGACGGGCAGAGAUCGAGCCCCGGAGUUGGCUUUGACAUGCAAGCCUCAGAAGCGGUCAGUGGCCCCAUGGGUCUUGAAGAGUUGUUCGAUUUCAAUCCCGCAUCCCUUCUGGAGGCAUUUGAGAUGGGGGCGACAACCUAUCCCGGCUGGACCUCCAGGGCUCCAUCACCCUUCGACUACCGUUUCCUAUCAGCGGAUUCAGUGAUCAAAGUAGCCCCUGAUUCGGAAAAAUGGCACGUUUCGAAUGGGGCCUUCAUCAGUUGUCUUGACUCGGUGAAACAGCGGACCUCAUCUACUAGCACCCUCGACAUGCAUGUGCCUUUCAAAGCAGCCAUCUGGGGCUGGGACAAUGUUGGACCGGAGGCGCAACAUCCCAUAUGGAAAGCCCUGCGACAGGUUGACCAGCGCGUCUUCGGUACAUGGACGUCCAAAGCACAAAGGAUAGCCUUGAUGUACGUCUGUCAAACGCUGAUUCAGUUCCGAGAAAAUCCCUCCAAGGAGAACUUAGAUCGGGUCCCUGUCUUUCUACGACCAAGGCCGUCACAGGAGAACAUUCAGCACCCCGCAGUCAUUGACUUUCUGGUCUGGCCCGGCCUUCGCGACCGAUUGGUAUUCGAACAUAAAAAGUAUACCGCGACGGGAGACUUUUCCGCUGCUUUCGUUGAGAACUUCAAUUUCCAUUGGCCGUUCUCUGACCGCGACAUCUUUACAUACGAUCCGCGCCAAGGUCGGUACGAGGUAUCGAAGAUUUUUCUGGACUAUGCCUAUAACUUCAAAAAUUGGACCAUGAAGCCUGGCUUUUUCAAAAAGUUCCCGGAGAUGCAGCAUGACAUUGCCGCUAUGGCGGAUGAGUCGUUGGACUUCCCGCGAGCAAGCUGGACAUCGUGA